Molecule: messenger RNA, 381 nt
Organism: Ctenocephalides felis (cat flea)
Lineage: Eukaryota; Metazoa; Arthropoda; Insecta; Siphonaptera; Pulicidae
Exons: 4
Coding region: 1-381 (126 amino acids)
Source: RefSeq, a predicted model, not a curated record
AUGUUGAAGGAGGAAAAGAGUUUGCUUCUUAAACUAUGGAAGUUCAAAGGGUUAAAGAAAGCGUUCCAGGAACGCCUUAGGAAAUUGUCGCCGCUUCCAUAUUUAUUAGAAGAAACAAAAUUAAAACUUCAAGAAGCCUUAUCACAAAAACAGAUGGCUGAAAGAACAGCCGAAACGAUAGCAGCUGAAUUUGAAGAAUUCAAGGAACAUGCAAAAGCUAUUGCAGAGGAUGCAAGACGUGUCCGAAAUUGUCAACAGCAGAUGAGUGCUAAACAGAUGUCUGAUCAGCAAGUUACUGAUGAAUUACGAGCAGAAAAUAUUAGAUUAUCCGAAGAGUUAGCAGUGUAUAAAGCAGCUGCAGACACAAACUGCAAAAAAUGA